Messenger RNA from Trichoplusia ni (cabbage looper), 795 nucleotides. RefSeq lists its product as uncharacterized. NCBI's taxonomy places the organism in Eukaryota, Metazoa, Arthropoda, Insecta, Lepidoptera, Noctuidae. The coding region runs from base 102 to 785 and encodes 227 amino acids. The record is from RefSeq and is a predicted model, not a curated record. The transcript is spliced from 3 exons.
GACUGAGUAUGUUUGCACAUGUCAAAUCAUUUGUGCCGUGGUUUGAAAAUUUGAUGAUAUAACACUUCCAUCAAAGGGUUUAUUUUAUAUUCUAUUCGAAAAUGCGUUCUAUGGGUGAUAGUAUUCCUGAAAUUAAAAGUUUAACUGUGAAAGAGGUGCCUGCAGGCAGUACAGCCGUGUUGAAUUGUCACAGCAAUGAUUUAGACCAUAAUUUUAUGUUUUGGUUGUUCAAUGGUACAGAUGUGAUUGGACCAGGAAAUGUUUAUAAUGAACAGAAAUAUAAAUAUGAAGUCCUCUCCGGAAAGCUCCAUAUUCAUGAUGUUUCUCCAAGGGAGUCAGGGUACUACCACUGCAUAUCAAAGAAAUUGAAUGGCGUUGGGUACACUGUUGGGCAGGUUGACAUGAUAGUGACUGGCUCAACAUUCUCUGCUAUAGAUGCCGUCAAGCUAGUAGCUAUAGUACUCUCUAUUGUAGUAAUAAUUGGCUGUGCUGUACUGUAUUAUAAUUUAAGGAAGGACUGGAAAAGAUAUGAUGGCAGGGCGGUGUUACCAGUGGAUGAAAUAGAUGAUGAUGAUGCAGAUGGAGAAGGUGAUGAGAUAUAUAACCGUACUACCACACCAACUACUAGUCAACAACGGCCACCCAGUCAGCCGGCCCCAGGGCCAAGCAGGAACCUAUCAUCAGAACAUCUUCUAUAUGGAAUAGAUAAUCAGGGCUUAGACACAGACUUCAACUCAGUGUUUGAAAAUAUACAAAUAAAGUCACCACAGGCAAGUCUGAUUUGAAACUAGCAAA